Messenger RNA from Gryllus bimaculatus (two-spotted cricket), 1576 nucleotides. NCBI's taxonomy places the organism in Eukaryota, Metazoa, Arthropoda, Insecta, Orthoptera, Gryllidae. The record is from the annotation of a GenBank genome assembly.
GAGGAGCCCGGCGCGCCGGUGCUGUGCGACGGGCAGCUGACGGGCGUGGUGGCCGGGUCGCUGGGCUGCGGCAACGCCACGUUCGCGCUGCUCUACACCGACGUGGGCUACUACCGGCGCUGGAUCGAAGCCACGCUGCGCCAGCACCAGGCGCAGCUCCAGGCUCUGGACCGAGAGUCUGGAGAGCGCCUGCGCGCGCAGCGCCCGCCCCAAGCCAGCGACGGCGACGGUCCCCCGCGCAGGCGCCGCCGACCACGCCCCCGCCGCCGCCUCGGAGUCACCAAACGACUUUCGAAACGCUAUGAGCUGCUAUGAAUCCAUAGACGUGCCCAUGAGGGGGGCGUGGUCCUCGCGAAAGUUCCGAAGGGGGACACGUACCCUAAGUAAUACAACUUUAUUUCUGUAUAUAUGAUAAAUUCCUUCAUUUUAUUCUUUUUUAUGCUGGCAAUUUCAGGAAUUCAUUCACAACAUUUGCUGUCUCCAAAUGAGGCUUUAUAAAACCUAACCCUGUAAAAGAAUCAACGCAAACCAUUUGCAUUAUUAAUUGUUUCAUUCAAGUUAUAAUUUCAUUCUCCCUUCAGUAUGCUUUCCUUUUCUCCUAGUAAAAUAUGCCAUUAGAAAAAAUUUAAUGGAAAAGCGUGAUCAUAAUAAUAAUUGCCUCCACUAGUUGUUGCGGACGCGUAUGGACGACCCUAAAUGUGAAGAAUUCCUCACAUAAGAAAACAUGUAGGUGCAAAUAAAAAGCGAUUCACAUUGAACAUGCUUUUCGGAAAUUAAAAUGACAAACUUAAAAUGUUGUUCGAAAUGGAUAAAUUAAGAUUUUAAAAAUAACUUCUGUAAAAAACAUCUUACGAUGCAUAAGAGACGUGGCACAUAUGAAAAAUAGUAAUUUGUCAACAGAAUGGUUUUUCCACUAGGCGGAACAUUUUAUUUGGAUGUCCCAGAUAGAGUAUUUUUCUAUUGGUUGCCUUGCGCACUAUUUAUACAAACAUUUUGUAAUUUGUACUAAAAAGUAUGGUGUUUUCAAAACAUUUUACUUCCACUUUUGAGAUGCUUCGUUUUUGUGACACCGAUGAUGUGUUACUAUUUUAGCUCUGUCGAGGUUUUAGAGUAUAGAUGGUUGUAUCGUGCUUCCCGCUGAUGAAUAAAAAUGAUAAAUAACUAUUUGGAAAUUAAAAUUUUAAUUUUUCAUUUACGACAGUUCAUGUUUGGUUCCAUAUUUUUAAACAACAAUUGCUGUUGGUCAUUCAAUGUAAUAAGUGAGCAACGUUAUUUUUUAAACUCUUUCAUUAGCUUCAAAAAGUGUCAUCAAAUAUAAGUUACUUAUGUUUUUACAGAUUUAUCAAAGGCAUUGUUCAUGUUUGCGGUGUGGUAGCACCACAUCUUCAAUUACGAAAUUAAUAUUGAAAAUUUAAUACUUACUGAAUAAAUCUUAAUGUUAAUAAUCACUCAUAUGAGAACACAUAUAUUCAAAUUAUGGCCAAUAAAAAUUGAAUAAACGGAUAAUAAAUAAAUAAAAUUUUGACUUAAGGUUCUUUAUGUUCAAUUUCAUAUUUGAAGGGCUAGGGGGGUUACA